AGCAAGUGUGUAGUGAGACGGGGAGACUGACAGUUUUUUCGCGAAAAAACACAUUUUUGGUCGAUUCCUAUAUCUAUGUAAAAGUGGGGAGAGAAACAUAAAAGUCUUCUGCGAAAAUGGCUUGCACUGUUUUGACAUGUCUGACGAAAAUGCGAGUGGCUGCAAAGUUGCCGUCAAGCCAAUUGGUGAGAGCUCUGUCAACUGGCCAUUAUUGUCUGAACCCUGCAGCACCAGCUGUUAAGCCAGAAACCAGAAGGACAGUGACGUUAAUCCCAGGAGAUGGGGUAGGACCAGAGCUCAUGCAGUCCGUACGGGAGGUGUUUAAAGGUGCUGGGGUACCUGUAGAUUUUGAAGAGCUUUUUGUCAGUGAGGUACAGGUAGGCAGGAGCGCAUCCUUAGAUGACAUCAUAGAGUCCUUCAAGAGGAAUCAGGUGGCACUCAAGGGGAUUAUUCACACACCCUGGGGAGGUGGUGGGGAGCUACAGACGCUCAACAUGAAGAUUAGACGAGAGCUGGAUGUAUUUGCCAACGUUGUAAAGUGUAACACUCUACCUGGCAUUAAGACAAGACACAGUGGUCUGGACUUGGUAGUUAUCCGUGAACAGACAGAGGGGGAGUACAGUGCAUUGGAGCACGAGAGUGUUCCAGGUGUCAUUGAAUGUUUGAAGAUUGUCACAAGGGACAACUCCCUGCGGAUUGCUAAGUUCGCUUUCGACUAUGCCACAAGAAACAAUCGUCACAAAGUUACUGCGGUUCACAAGGCUAACAUCAUGAAACUCGGAGAUGGUCUUUUCUUGAACAGCUGCCGUCAGAUCUCAACCCUUUACCCCAAGAUCCAGUUUGAGUCGAUGAUUGUGGAUAACUGUUGUAUGCAGCUAGCGUCUAACCCCCACCAGUUUGACGUACUGGUGACCCCCAACCUCUAUGGUAACAUCGUCGAUAAUCUUGCCGCUGGCUUAGUGGGAGGAGCUGGAGUGGUACCGGGGGAGAGCUACUCAACUGAAUAUGCCAUAUUCGAGCCUGGAGCCAGACAUACUUUCUCACAAGCUGUUGGUCGUAACAUCGCCAAUCCUACUGCAAUAUUGCUCUGUGCUGCCAACAUGCUCAAACACCUACAUUUGGACUCAUACUCAAAUCUCAUCAAUACUGCUGUGAAAUCCGUUCUGAAAGCUGGCAAGGUUCGGACUCAGGACAUCGGUGGGUAUGCUUCAACCACAGAGUUUACAAGUGCAGUCAUCAACAACCUGCGAUAGGACUAUCCAAGAAAUGCAAACCAUUAAAGCAUUACGGUCAAUGUAAAAGGUCAACAAACUCAGGAACUUAAAAAUAGAGCCCCCAACACCCUGCUGCUUUGUGAAUCGUAUAGACGAUGUGACCUAUGUUUACAUGUAAACAGCCCUCUGUUGACAAAACACUAUAUACGUCAUCUUUCGCCGGGCAAAAACACCCGUAGUCAUGGUAAGAUUGCAUACACUUUCGAGUUGGCUGCCAAAAUACAAAGGUUUUUCCUGGAGGUAUGCGCGCGAAUCAUGUUAUGGUUUUCGAGUGACGUCAGAGGUCACAUCGUCUAUAGCCAUUGGCCUUUGAGAUAUGGUGGACAUACUAUACAUGUUCAUGUAGGAGUUUACUGCUGUUUGGUUUGGGCAUGUACAGACAAGUUUACCCAAACCAAAUAGUGUUUAUAGUAGUGUGUUCACCAUAUCUCAAAAUGGCUUGUGGUGUAGAUUGUGUGUGCAAUUAAAGUAAAAGUUUUAUAAUUUAGUCUACGUGAGACAACAAAAUAUAAAAUUCACCUCCACAGAUUUUCAACUCCGUGUUAAGAAAAAUGGGUCGCAGUUUAAAAAAUAAUAAAUGCAAGGGCAUUUACUGUGUGACUGCUACAGUCAGUACAAUUUGUAAUGCUAGAUUAUUGAAUGACUAAAAAUUCAACAAGUAAAAAUGUUUUUAUGAAUGAGGAUUUUGUAGAUUUGACACUUUGCUGUUUAAGAAUGUAAAAUUUUGCAGUUUUUUAAAGAAAACAACUGUUUUGGAAAUCUUUUUAAAGAAUACAACUGAUUUCUUUAUGAAUGUUCUGUAUAAUUUAUACGAUGAAAUGUUUUAGCGCCGAUUUUACUUACGAUAAUGGGGAGGCAGUCAUUACAACUCUCUAAAAGUGUAUCACAAAUUUACCAAAAUGUAAUGAUAGAUGACAAAGUUCAGUUUGACUUGGCGUGUACAGGGAUCGAGUUUAGGAGAAAAUCCACAAGAUUUCAGCAGCUCAAACCAAAAUUAGAAGAAAAAAAACUUAUACAGUUAGACAUGAAAUUAACUGGUUUUUUUUAACAAAGCACUAAGACAUGUCAGCGAAAAUUUAUUUCAUUGGGGUGUUAAGUUUACUUCAUUCUUCAACGGAGGUGUUUUUAAGACUCAAGGGCAGUAUUUGAACAUAAAUAGUUUCUGUUAAAGAUAUUUCACAGUGAGGUAUUGUUAUUUAAACACAAGACUGCCGGACUUGUCUGGUCAUAACUUUACUGGCUAGACAAUAAAACCUUGGCAUGUUUUUCUAAUAAGUUUGUAAGUUUCAGUUAGAAUUCCAACUGAAGCUUUGUGGGGCAGACUGUCAAAAGGAAAUUCCUGGCCAUUCCUUUCUUUCUUUGACUUUCUGCAAUCUAUAUCACUAAAUAGAUAUGCGGUUAAACCUUCCACUUGUUACCUCUUACGGCUUAGGCUAUUAUUUAUUUAAACAUAACAGUAAAGUACUUUAAAGAUAAAAACAAAACUCUGAUUUGUUGUUAAGUUUUCACGAAAAGUAUUUAUAUUUAAAUAAGUUGUUGCAAUUAAUAGCCACUCAUGUGGAGAUGAAUAAAUUGUUGAAAAUGUUGACA
Asterias rubens (European starfish) is the source of this 2864-nucleotide messenger RNA. Its product is annotated as isocitrate dehydrogenase [NAD] subunit beta, mitochondrial-like. The record is from RefSeq and is a predicted model, not a curated record. NCBI's taxonomy places the organism in Eukaryota, Metazoa, Echinodermata, Asteroidea, Forcipulatida, Asteriidae. Gene Ontology annotation, cellular component: mitochondrion. Bases 117 to 1253 code for a protein of 378 amino acids. Gene Ontology annotation, biological process: isocitrate metabolic process; tricarboxylic acid cycle. Gene Ontology annotation, molecular function: magnesium ion binding; NAD binding; oxidoreductase activity, acting on the CH-OH group of donors, NAD or NADP as acceptor. The transcript has 10 exons.